Messenger RNA from Alexandromys fortis (reed vole), 4941 nucleotides. RefSeq names its product zinc finger and SCAN domain containing 29 (gene Zscan29). Gene Ontology annotation, biological process: regulation of transcription by RNA polymerase II. The record is from RefSeq and is a predicted model, not a curated record. The transcript is spliced from 5 exons. The coding region runs from base 11 to 2491 and encodes 826 amino acids. NCBI's taxonomy places the organism in Eukaryota, Metazoa, Chordata, Mammalia, Rodentia, Cricetidae. Gene Ontology annotation, molecular function: RNA polymerase II cis-regulatory region sequence-specific DNA binding; DNA-binding transcription factor activity, RNA polymerase II-specific.
GCGGCGAAGGAUGGCCAAACCCACUCUGCGAGGAAACGGCACUAACUCUGAAUGCUUACGACAGCGCUUCAGGAGAUUCCAUUACCAGGAGGUGGCUGGGCCCCGCGAGGCCUUCUGCCAACUUUGGGAACUUUGCUGUCGGUGGCUGAGGCCAGAGGUGCGCACCAAGGAGCAGAUUGUGGAACUGUUGGUGCUGGAGCAGUUCUUGACGGUGCUGCCUGGGGAAAUCCAGAACUGGGUACAAAAGCAAUGUCCAGAGAACGGAGAGGAGGCCGUGACGCUGGUGGAAGGCUUAGAGUCUGGGCGACCUGGGCAUUCGGUCACAGUCUCCUCGGAGAAGAGGACACCCCUGAAAUCAUCACAUCAGCCAUCAGUGGAAUUCCAGCCCAGGGGUGUAUCCAAGAGAGAGCAGGCAAGAGGCCCAGUCCCGGGACCACAGAAGCAGAUGAACCUGGAGACUCUCAGAGCUUGCCAAAGGAGUGGACCAGUUCCUAAACCUGAUGUGGUCUCCAGGCUGAAUCAGGGAGAGCCAUGGAUCCCAGAGCUCAGCUCCAAGGAGAAAGAUGUCCCAAAAGGCAACAGCACAGGAGACAAACAAGUCUAUACUGAUCCAUUCCUAUCCCAGAGAGAGAAAAGUAGCUGGGUGGAACAGGAUCACUGGGGUUUUGAUGAUGAGAAGGUGGUGGGUGUGCACUGGGGCUACAGAGAGACUAGAACACUUCUUGCAAUUCUCAGUCAGACUGAAUUUUAUGAAGCUCUCCGAAACUGUCAUAGGAACAGCCAAGUGUAUGGGGCUGUAGCUGAGAAGCUGCGUGAGUAUGGCUUCCUCCGAACCCUGGAACAGUGCCGGACCAAGUUCAAAGGUCUUCGGAAGAGAUACAGGAAGGUCAUGAGUGGUCAUCCAACUGAUACCUGCCCUUUCUUUGAAGAGAUGGAAGCUCUGAUGAGUGCCCAGGUCAUUGCACUGCCCAUUAAUGGCCUGGAAGAAGCCGCUUCCUAUUCUGGCCAGGCAGGCACAGAGACUGGGACUGAGGAGCCGGCACAGAGGGCCUGGAAGCCUGAGGAUGAAGAAGAGGCUGUGGCUGAAGGAUCUGACAGUGAUGACCUGGAGGCAGUCCCCCAGGACCGUGACAACCCACCUGCAUCUGUCCCCUUCCGAAGCCAGAGCGGUGUACACUGGGGCUAUGAAGAAACCAAGACUUACCUUGCAAUUCUUAGUGAGACUCAGUUCUACAAAGCCCUCCAGAACUGUCACCGCAACAGCCAGUUAUAUGACGCAGUUGCUGAGAGAUUAUGGGAAUAUGGCUUCUUUAGGACCCCAGAGCAAUGUCGGACCAAGUUUAAAAGCCUAAAAACCAGCUAUCAGAAAGUCAAGAAUGGCCAAGCACAAGAAACCUGUCCCUUCUUUGAAGAAAUGGAUGCUUUGGUGAGUGCCCGAGUUACUGCCCCGCCUAGUGAUGACCAGGAAAAAGAAACAGCUUCUUGCCACCUCCAGGGAACCAGUGAGGCUGAAGCUGAGAAGCAAGCUGAGGACACAGAGGAGGAAGAUUCAGAUGAUGAAGAUGAUACUGAAAUACCCCCAGGGGCUGUUACAACCCGUGCCCCAGUAUUAUUCCAGAGCCCCAGUGGUUUUGAGGCUGGAUUUGAUAAGGAACAGAAUCUUAAACGAGAUAUUUCCGAGGAAGUACAGCUGCAUAGGACAUUACUUGCAAGGUCUGAAAGGAAAAUUUCCUGUCACUUGAAUCAAGGUAAAGCUAUUAAGAAUGAGUAUUCAUCAGAAAGCCAGUGGGAAAAGACUCAGAGAGAGAAGAAAAGAAAAUUCCCAGAGAAGAGUAUCAGUACAGUCCCGACUUAUCAGAGACCAGGCUUGGGAGACAGAUCCUACAAAUAUCUCAGAUAUGGCAAAAGAUUUGACCCAAACUCCCAUCUCAUGUAUCGGGUCUCCCAUCAGGUAGAGAAUCCAUAUAAAUGUGCUGACUGUGGGAAAAGCUUCAGUCGAAGCGCACGCCUCAUCAGACAUCAGAGGAUCCACACUGGAGAGAAACCUUAUCAAUGCGUGGACUGUGGGAAAGGUUUCCGUGACAGUUCCAAUUUCAUCACCCACCGGAGAAUCCACACAGGAGAAAAGCCGUACCAGUGUGGGGAAUGUGGAAAACGCUUCAAUCAGAGCUCAAGCCUUAUAAUUCACCAGAGAACCCACACAGGAGAAAAGCCGUACCAAUGUGAAGAGUGUGGGAAAAGCUUCAAUAACAGUUCUCAUUUCAGUGCACACAGGAGGAUACACACGGGAGAGAGGCCCCACAUGUGUCCUGACUGCAGUAAGAGUUUUAGUAAGAGUUCUGACUUACGUGCACAUCGCAGGACCCACACAGGAGAGAAACCUUACGGGUGCCACCACUGUGGCAAGUGCUUCAGUAAGACCUCUGCCCUUAAUAAACACCGAGAGAUCCAUACCCGAGAACAGCUGCUGUCACAGUCCAUGUCUAAGUAAGCUCUCAAGGAAGGGCCUCAGCAAAUGUAUUGUUUGGAAGCCCUCUCCUGUUGGUGCCCAGCUGGCUUAGGAAGCACUCCUCAGGAUUUUUGCCAUUGUUUGUUCCUUAUGCUUCCCAAAUCUAGCCGAGUCAAGUGUCUGGUUUUAAGAAGGAAAGUAGGUUUGGUCUGAAAUGCUGACGGUACUAAUGUCUUCCCUCUCGGUGCCUGUGUUGUUCCCCCGAGAGGAUACGGCGGCAGAUCCUGUGGGUCUCAUGUAUAUCUUCCACUCACCCUGUGCACUGCAAACGGAAAACCCAUCUCAGCAGGUUUUCAAAGAAGUUGUGAGACUACUCAUUAGUUGGGCCACCUUGCUCACUUAAACCUGUGUAUACUCUUCAUUUAUCUUUAAGGAAAGUAUUUUUCUUUUUUCCCCAAGAAUCUGGGCUGGGGAUGUAGCUCAGUAGUAGAGCACUUAGUAUGCACAGGGACCUGGGUUCAAUCCUGAGUAACACAGAGACAGAGAGACGGUAAGUUAGGGGGAAAAUGUAAGCCUUCUAUAAACACUGAAUUUCUUAGUUUCUUCUAGAUUCUACAAAGGGUAAAAUAAUUAUAUAUCAUCUUCUUUGAUUUUUCCCUGUUCUCUCCUUUCCUCCUUACCUUCAUCUAAAUUUCAUCUUUCCCUUGUGGACUAAAAGCCAAAAGAGCAAACUAGAUCGAUAUAGUCACACAAAAAGCAGUUAAAGCUAUCAAUAGGAGUCAUCUAUUUUUCCUACAUUCCACAUACAUAUUUUAUACAUAUUAUAUAUAUUUAUAUUGAGCAGCCUAUGGGUACUCAGUACUAAUUGCAAGGAGCAGAACCGCUGCCAUAUUCCCAUGUACAGGUAAAAUAUACUUACCCUAAAUGACAGGGAAGGUGGUGGAGCUACCAAUCUGUACACACCCAGCUAUACAAAUGAAAGUAUCUACUUGAACACAAAAGUAAUUAUGGGUUCAAAAUUAGGUGGUAUUGAAUUCCACAUAUUCAUAGACUUAUGAUAGUCCCUAUACAAUACAAGUAAACAGUCCUUACCCUUGUCUUUAUACUGGAAAACAGAUAAUACAUGGACAGAAAACCUAAACAUAUAUUGGUAAUAUUUAUUAUUAUUAUUACUAUUUUUUUUUUUUUUUUUGGUUUUUCGAGACAGGGUUUCUCUGUGGUUUUGGAGCCUGUCCUGGAACUAGCUCUGUAGACCAGGCUGGUCUCGAACUCCCAGAGAUCCGCCUGUCUCUGCCUCCCUAGUGUUGGGAUUAAAGGCAUGUGCCACCACCGCCCGGCUAUUAUUUUUUAAAGACAGGUUUCACUAGGUAGCAUUGGCUGACCUGGAACUCACUGGCCUUGAACUCACAAAGAUCUCACUGCCUCAGUCUUCAAAGUCCUAGGAUUAAAGAUAUGCAUCAUCACGACAGGCUGCAACCGUUUUAAAGAAAUUUAGGAAGCUAAGUAGUGUUACUAUACUAGACGUAAGUUUUAAUAUAGCUUGCUUGCUCUGAGAAAAAUCUGGAAAGUAUUUUUUCAGGAAACAGUGAGCAUUCAAAGGAAGAAAAGUAACUAGGUAAGUUAUAGUGAGAUAGAUUUUUUUUUUUAAAAACUAGUUGUAAAAUUGGUGCUAGGUGGGUAAAAAGUGAGAAAACAUGGACGCACAGGACAUAAGGUAUAAAGUUGACUAAAGUAGCAGGAAAAACCUAAUGAAUGUAUGAUAUAGCUGUACAGUAGGCAGAGAAUCAACUCAGCGGAGAAGGAGUGGUAGGGGAGACCCUCAGAUGUACUGUGCUAAGCUUACUGACAAUGGGAUGGCAGCUUGACUCGGGGAAAAACGAGUUUUAGGAGACUAGCUCUUCUGAGAUAAAUACCAGAAAUUACCAUCUAUUGAAGAUAUUUGAUGAGCAGGUCAGAAAAGAUGGUCAAGACCUGGAAUAACUAACUUUCAUAUUUACACUCUUAUUAGAUACCCACGGCUAGAUUAAGAUCUGAGGUAGUAAUGAGAAAGGACUGUUCUAAAAUUUAUUAGGAUGAGUAAUUAAUUAGGGUUCUGGUAUUAAGGAAUUCUAAACAAAGAACUAACAUUAAUAAUUAAGGAGCUGGGUGGUGGUAGCACAUGCCUUUUAUCCCAGCACUCAGGAGGCAGAGACAGACGGAUCUCUGUAAGUUUGAGGCCAGCCUGGUCUACAAGAGCUAGUUCCAGGACAGGCACAAAGCUAUAAAAUCCUGUCUCGGAAAACCAAAAAAAAAAAAAAAAAAGGGGCUGGCAAGAUGGCUCAGAGGAUAAGAGCAUUUCCAGAGGUCCUGAGUUCAAUUCCCAGCAACCAUAUGGUGGCUCAUAACCAACUGUAAUGAGAUCUGGUGCCCUCCUCUGGCCCACAGAGAUACAUGCAGGCAGAAUAUUGUGUAUAUCAUAAAUAAAUAAAUAAAUAAAUAAAUAAAUAAAUAAA